CCUUAAUAUAAGUAACACAGAAUGAAUUGUAAUUUCAUAAAUAUUUACCAUUUACUGCGCCUCCCUUUUAAAAAAAAAAAAAAAAUUUUAGAAAUUUUCACUUUCAUUACGACAUAUCAACAUCUACAAAGGAUUAUAUUAUGACUCUUCAGAACACAUAUUGUGAAAAAUGUGUGGAAAUGAAUAUACCAAUAUUUUAAUUCAAGAAAUGCAAUUAAAAAUUGAUUCUUUCGAUGAUACAGUAUUUGAAUGGAUACCAUAUAAUCGAUUUAAUGAUAUAAAAGAGUUAGAAACAGACAAAGACGAUUUUGUUAAAGUAUUUUCGGCAGUAUGGAUGGAUGGUCCAUUACUUUAUUGCAAAAAUGAAUGUGAAUAUAAAAGAAGCUGUCAGAAUAAAAAAGUUACAUUGAAAUGUUUGUAUAAUUCACAGAAUAUCAUUAAUGAGGUUAAAGCAUAUUCUAUCAAAAAAGACGACUUUUUGAUUUACGAAAUAUAUGAAAUAUAUGGAUUAUCCCAAAUUCCAGAUACAGAAAUUUAUAUUCUAGUUCUUCAAUGCGUGUGUUGUGAAAGAUGUGAGGAACGAUAUACAAAUGCGUAUAAUGAAUCAUGUAGGUGGUGUAAACCAUGUCAAAUCAAUGAUUUAAAAAAUAACUUUAUGAACUGGACCAGUGGGAAUGAAAAUAUUGAUAAUUUAAUUCAAGAAAUGCAAUUAACAAUUGAUACUAGUAGUGAUGAGAUAUUUGAAUGGAUACCAUACAGUCAGUUUAACAACAUCAAAGAAAUAAGUAAAAAUAGUAAUUCUGCUACAAUUUAUUCCGCAUUAUGGAAAGAUGGUCCAUUACAUUGGGAUGAAAAUCAAUAUAGAAGAUAUCAGAAUAAGGAAGUUGCCUUAAAAUAUUUAUGUGGUUCACAAAACUUCACUAAUGAAUUUUUAAAUGAGGUAUGAAAUUUCUGAUUUUCCUUCAACAUUCAAUAGAUAUGUUUAUACUAAUAUAAUACUUUUUUUAUAUGAUUUCU
Molecule: messenger RNA, 1017 nt
Organism: Rhizophagus irregularis DAOM 181602=DAOM 197198
Lineage: Eukaryota; Fungi; Glomeromycota; Glomeromycetes; Glomerales; Glomeraceae
Source: RefSeq, a predicted model, not a curated record